This is a messenger RNA of Pseudopodoces humilis (Tibetan ground-tit), 598 nucleotides long. The record is from RefSeq and is a predicted model, not a curated record. Lineage: Eukaryota; Metazoa; Chordata; Aves; Passeriformes; Paridae.
CGCACGGCCUUGGGGGAGGGGAUAAAGGGGGGACCCCUCCCCCACCCCCGCGAGGAGCCGCUCGCGCCGCGCCAUGGGGGGGGCGCAGCUGCUGCUGCUCCUGCUGCCCCUCCUGGCGACCCCCGCGGAUUUGGGGACCCCCGGCUCGCUCCGCGCUCUGCCCGGGGGGGUCGCGGCGGAUUUGGGGGGGGUCGCGGUGGAUUUGGGGGGGGUCGCGGUGAAUUUGGGGAGGGGUCGCCCCCCGUGCCGGGCCGUGAACGUGACGGUGGCGCUGGAGAAGGAGCAGUGCCCGCAGUGCCGGGCCGUGACCGCCACCGCCUGCGGGGGCUUCUGCCGCACCCGGGAGCCGGUUUACCGCAGCCCCCUGGGCCCCCCUCCCCAAUCCUCCUGCACCUAUUCCGGGGUUCGCUACGAGCGCUGGCUUUUGGGGGGCUGUCCCCCCGGCACGGACCCCUCGGUGUCGGUGCCGGUGGCUCUGGGCUGUCGCUGCGGCCGCUGCCCCAUGGCCGCCACCGACUGCGCCAAUCCCCCGAAAUCCUCCCCCAAAAAUCCCCCCCGACCCCUCCAAACCCCCCCAAAAUCCUCCCACAACCCCUAA